Molecule: messenger RNA, 849 nt
Organism: Rosa chinensis
Lineage: Eukaryota; Viridiplantae; Streptophyta; Magnoliopsida; Rosales; Rosaceae
Product: transcription factor bHLH95
Exons: 3
Coding region: 1-708 (235 amino acids)
Biological process (GO): endosperm development; regulation of DNA-templated transcription
Molecular function (GO): DNA-binding transcription factor activity; protein dimerization activity
Source: RefSeq, a predicted model, not a curated record
AUGGAGAAAGAGGUGAACGAAAGUCGAAAGGGCCAAAAGGCUGGUGGUGGUGCGUGGGUUGAGAGAGAGCGAAGGAAGAAGAUGAAGGAUAUGUUCUCUUCCCUUCAUGCCUUGCUUCCUCAGCUUCCAGCUAAGGCUGAUCAUUGCACCAUUGUUGAUGAGGCAGUGAGAUAUAUCAAAUCCCUCGAGCACACUCUACAAACAGCGCAAAAGCAAAGGCUUACUAAAUUGCGGAGUAGCGCUUCUACAUCCAUUACAUCGAAAACAGAAGCUAGGAGUGAUGCUGGUGUUACAAGAAAAGCGUUUUUGGCUGAUCAUUUUCAGGAGGAGGAGGAUCGACCAUCAAAGAAGUUGGCUUGCGGAAACAAUCCAUCACCUACUUCUCUUGAUUCUCAGCAGGCCAGCUGCUUCAAGACGUGGUUUUCCCCUAAUAUUGUGGUGAACAUAUGCGGCAAUGAGGCUCACGUUAGUGUUUGUUCGCCAAGAAGGCCAGGGCUCCUCAGUACCGUCUUCUACAUACUAGAAAAGCAUAAACUGGAUGUUAUAUCUGCUCACAUUUCCUCGGAUCAGCAUCGCUGCAUGUACAUGAUCCACGCUCAUUAUGCUGGUGGAGCUUGUGAUGAUACUCUUCCAGCUGGGGCGUUAUCAGUAGAGGACACUUUCAAUCUAGCAGCAGGUGAACUGAACCUGUGCCUCUUUUCAUCUUGAUUCAUAUAUAUACACACACUCCUAUCUUUACAAGGAAAAUUUUCGAACUUUACCGAGUCUUUUGAGUUGAAAUCACACAUGGGAUAGUUUGAGUUAAGGCCAGAAACUGAUGGUGCCACAGUCACAUGGCUAGUAAAGGCA